AUGUCAUUCGAAUUUCAAAUUAUUAAUGAUGAACUUAUCGUAUCACAAGCAAAUUUCGUUGAUCCUAAUGUACGUCAAGCAUUUUCUAAUGCCUUAAAUACUUCCAACACUCGUACAACUAGUGUAAUUGUUAAAGAUGAUAAUCAGAUAUUUUCUGAAAAUUGGAAUCUCAUUCUAGAAAAUCCAAAUAUUAAAAAAUUGACGUUAUCUAAUAUAAUAUUAUCUCGUAAUGAUGCCAGUAAGAUUGCCGGUUGUAUACAAGAAAAUCAAACAUUGAAAGAAUUAAUUAUUCAUGGAACAGUUACAGAAUAUACAUUCGAAGUUCUAUCGCUAGCAUUAGACCAAAAUAAAACAUUAAUACAUAUUGAGUUUGAUGAUAUUUAUAAGAACGACAUUGUCGUUCUACAACUAAUGAGUAAGAUCGAACGAAAUAAGGCCAUAUCCAGACAAUCUUCAUAUCCAGACAGUGAAGUAGUUCAAAGAAAUAACGAAAUAGUAUCUGUAGAAACGCCAAUGUUAGAACCAGUUAAGACGGUUACAUCAAGACAAUUUUCUACCAUAUUUCCUCGUAAUAAAAUGCUGCCGUUAUUUCUCGUCUCCACCGUGUGUUUUCUUUGCGGUUUACUUAAUAGUUUUAACGGUGUUUUUAUUCGUCAACUAAAAAACUCGUUUGUUCUUACAAAAUUUCAAGCUGGUCUUGUUUUUUCCGUUUUUUACAUUGGUUAUUUUUUGUGGGCGAUACCGGCUGCUUUAUUAAUGAGAAAAGUUGGAUAUAAGGCAGGAUUGGUGACUGGUCUAUUUGUGUCUGGUACGGGAGCACUACUAGUUUUACUAGCAGGUUAUAUUGGACAAUAUUUAAUAUUUUUGAUUGCAUUAUUUAUUAUUACAAGUGGACUGUCGUUUCUGGAAACAGCCUCGAAUCCUUUCAUUGUUCGAUUAGGCGAUCCAGUAACAUCAGAACAACGUUUGAAUUUUUCUCAAGCGUUUACUCCUUUAGGUGCCAUUAUCGGCGUAUUCAUCGGAACAAUUUUCAUCUUUUCAGACCUAGAUUUGCCUCCAGGACAAGUCAAUUCGAUGAAAGUGAAUGAAACACACAACAAAUAUUUAGAAAACAAAAUGAUGGGAGUAACUUAUUCGUAUAUCGUCUUAGGCGUUAUUGCAUUUAUUUUGGCAAUAAUCAUUUUGAUCAUAAAAUUUCCGAAAACAAAAAAUAAAGUAAAUGUUGUUCAUGAAAAUGAAGUAACAACUAAAUCAUCAGAAUCUCGUUCACUUCGUCAUAUCAAUUUUAUAUUCGCUGUAAUUGCUCAGCUUUUAAAUGUUGGAGUUCAGAUUGGAACCUGGAGUCAUUUUACUCAAUAUGCUCAAAAUUACACAGGAAUUUCAAAAAGAAUUGCUGAAUAUUGGAUGAUUGGAACAUUGGCUGCAUUUAGUGUAGGAAGAUUCAGUUCAGUAUUUAUAAUGGAAUAUGUUCGUCCAGAUCUUCUUAUGGGUUUAUAUAGUUUAAUAAAUUGCGUUUUAGUUGGUGUUGGUGUGUUUCUCACCGGAUGGUCUGGAAUGUUGUGCAUAUUUUUCACGAGUUUUUUUAUGUCAGUUAUGCUUCCUACGACAUUUGCUAUUGGCCUGAAAGGAUUGUCUAGCUCAACAACGAAAAUCGCGAGUAGUAUCUUGGUGAUGACUAUAGUGGGAGGAGCUGCGUUGACGCUAUUGAUGGAUCUUAUUAUAUAUUUGACCAAGAAUAUUGCACAAGCUUAUCUCGUACCAUUUAUCGUACAUUUGUUCAUUGCACUGUACUCGCUUGUGGGAGUUAGAUUAGGUGCAACAAAAUGUGUAACUGAAACGAAAGGUUUGUAA
Messenger RNA from Didymodactylos carnosus, 1851 nucleotides. NCBI's taxonomy places the organism in Eukaryota, Metazoa, Rotifera, Eurotatoria, Philodinida, Philodinidae. The record is from the annotation of a GenBank genome assembly.